Vigna unguiculata (cowpea) is the source of this 1255-nucleotide messenger RNA. RefSeq lists its product as uncharacterized. The record is from RefSeq and is a predicted model, not a curated record. NCBI's taxonomy places the organism in Eukaryota, Viridiplantae, Streptophyta, Magnoliopsida, Fabales, Fabaceae.
AGUCAUGAACAUAUAUAUAUAUAUAUAGAGAGAGAGGCAUUGUUCACCAAAAUUGAAUUAUAAAAGACUCAUUUGAAAUAGGUAGAGAUAUAUAUAGAUGCAUAUGGAAUGGAGGACAUUUUACCUUGAUGUGACGCUUAUACCCUUAGGGUUACUCCUAAACCUUAUCUACCAUGUUUGGUUAUGGUACAAGGUAAGGACACAAGCUUCCUUAACCGUCUUCGGAAUAGAUGCCGACGGUCGCCGUUUAUGGAUUCCCGCCAUUAUCAAGGAUAUCGAGAAGAAGAACAUUAUAGCAGUGCAAAGUGUUCGGAACAUGAUGAUGGGGUCAAUCUUUAUGGCGAACACAAGCAUUGUUCUCUGUUGUGGGCUUGGAGCAGUGAUAAGCAGCACUUACAGAGUGAAGAAGCCUCUCAUAGAUUCAGUUUAUUAUGGAGCACAAGGGGAAUUUGUUGUGGCACUAAAAUAUUCAACCAUCUUUACAACAUUCUUGUUCUCGUUUCUCUUUCACUCUCUAUCAGUUAGGUUUCUCACCCAGUUGAGCAUCCUCAUUUGCUUACCACAACAUGUCAUCACCUUGGUUACCCCUGACCAAUAUCUGACCGAUCUGUUGAGAAAAGCCACCAUUUUGAAUAUUGUCGGAAACAGACUUUCACACACCGGACUUUUCCUUCUGCUAUGGAUCUUUGGACCUGUCAUCGCAUUCUUCUGUUCUGUUGCCAUGUUGUUGGUGUUUCAUGAGGUGGACUUUGUUGCUGGGAAACAAAAAACGAACUUAGGAAUUCGUGAGGGGAAUGAUGGCUCACUGCUUGAGGUUUGAAUUAGAUUUUCGAGUUUGACUUUAUAAUUGUAUUGUGAGGAGUAUUUUGCAAAAUCUCAUUACUAAAACUGCGCCAAACAAGACAAGUUAACCAAACACGGCCAGAAAAAUGAAGAACAUAACGCCUCUGUUGAAGUGCCUGUUACGUGGGGAUAGAUUCUCAGACAUGGCUACUUUAACUUUGAUAUCCUCAAUCUCCUCCUUUAAUGUGAUUUUUCUCUUGUGCUUAUAUGUUUGAGUGGACCAUGAUAUUUUCUUGUGCAUUGUUAUUUCUCAAUUCCAUAUUAGGUUUGGGGACUUCUUACUGCACCCAUUAUUUUUUUCUUCACCGUCAAACUUUUCAUUGCUUCCCAUUUUGUCCCCUCCUAAUUAUGUAUUAAAUAAUUUAAUGUAACUAUCAUCUUCUUCCUCCCUGAUAUUGAAUCAAGCAUUAGU